Myripristis murdjan (pinecone soldierfish) is the source of this 1069-nucleotide messenger RNA. RefSeq names its product secretagogin-like. The coding region runs from base 42 to 860 and encodes 272 amino acids. The record is from RefSeq and is a predicted model, not a curated record. Gene Ontology annotation, cellular component: synapse; dendrite; nucleus. Gene Ontology annotation, biological process: regulation of long-term synaptic potentiation; regulation of presynaptic cytosolic calcium ion concentration. The transcript is spliced from 11 exons. Gene Ontology annotation, molecular function: calcium ion binding. NCBI's taxonomy places the organism in Eukaryota, Metazoa, Chordata, Actinopteri, Holocentriformes, Holocentridae.
UAAAUCUGUGUUUGUUGUUAAACUUUAUCGGUCGCGGCGUCAUGGACAGCAGCCUGGAUCACCUGGACGCUGCAGGUUUCUUGCAGAUCUGGCAACAUUUCGACGUCGACGAUAACGGUUACAUCGAAGGGAAGGAGCUGGACGACUUCUUUCGUCACAUGUUGAAAAAACUGGGAAUGAAGGGAGGAGAGAUCACUGAGGAGGACGUCCGAGGGCUGAGGGAGCGCUUCAUGUCGGCGUACGACACCACCGCCGACGGACGGCUGCAGAUCCAGGAGCUUGCUGCCAUGAUGCUCCCCGAGGACGAGAACUUUCUGCUGCUGUUCCGCCGGGAGACGCCGCUCGACAGCAGCGUGGAGUUCAUGAGGAUUUGGAGAAACUACGACACAGACAGCAGCGGCUACAUCUCCGCCAUCGAGCUCAAGGGCUUCCUUCAGGAUCUGUUCCUCCAGCACAGGAAGUCCAUCAGUGCCGACAAGCUGGACGAGUACACCGACACCAUGAUGAAGAUGUUUGACAAAAAUAAGGACGGCCGGCUGGAUCUAAACGACCUGGCCAGAAUUUUGGCCCUGAAAGAAAACUUCCUGCUGAAGUUUAAGAUGGACGCCUGCAGUCUGGAGGACCGGAGGAGGGACUUUGAGAAGAUUUUUGCUCAUUACGACGUUAGUAAAACAGGAGCGCUGGAGGGCCCUGAGGUGGAUGGGUUUGUGAAGGACAUGAUGGAGCUGGUCAAGACCAGCAUCAGUGGAACGGACCUGGAUAAGUUCAGAAAGGCGCUGCUGGGCCACUGCGACACCAACAGGGACGGAAAGAUCCAGAAGAACGAGCUGGCCCUGUGCCUCGGCCUCAAGCUGAGCUAAUGGAGCCUUGGCAGGUUCUUCCUUCCGUCGCUGCGGCCCUCCGGCUUCCCCUCCUCUGUCCCGCAGUUUCACCUCCACCCUUCCCAGCUCUUCGUUUAUUUCCCUUUGUCUCCUUCCCCUCACUCGUAAAGUUUAAUUCACGCUCGGUCUCUCGACAACACACAGUCCUUGGCGUAUGCAAAAUCAUCUCCAUGGCAACGAGGCGCUCA